Molecule: messenger RNA, 5748 nt
Organism: Paramisgurnus dabryanus
Lineage: Eukaryota; Metazoa; Chordata; Actinopteri; Cypriniformes; Cobitidae
Gene: c4
Product: complement component 4
Biological process (GO): complement activation
Cellular component (GO): extracellular region
Molecular function (GO): protein binding; endopeptidase inhibitor activity
Source: RefSeq, a predicted model, not a curated record
UAAUGUUCAGUUUAGAUUGUGGAUUUCUUUUCUUAUUGCCUUAUCUCCAAACAGCUGCUGUCCAUGCUGAGUUUCAUUAUGACCAAGAUCCAGGCUUCUUAGAAAUCACAUGACUACAAAAUCUUUUCUUUUUUUAUUUCAGUGUCAGUAAAUGCUGGGGGUUUGUAAUAUUCGGUAAAAACUCAAUUCACUGAAGCGGAGAAAUAGUUCAACACAGUCUUAGUUAGGGAUCAUGUCAUAUCAACACAGAAAGUUGAUCAGCUCUCUGGUUUCUGUGAUUUUUGUUUUUCUUGUAGUGAAUGCGCAGAGACCCACAUGCCUCAUUGCUGCUCCAAAUACAAUUCAUCUGGGAGUAGAGGAGACUGUUAGUGUGCAGCUCCAUGGAGCGACAAGAGCAACCAGUAUGGAGCUGUACUUUAAGAAACAGGUUCUUGGAUCAAUCGUCUCUGAAAAGAAAUCUAUAACCCUGAAUGAAGGCAAUCAAUACCAGGCAGUGGUAAACCUUAAGGUUGACCCUAGCCUGUAUGGAAGUGAAGGAAAAGAAACACAUGUCCAGCUUGUAGCUGAUAGCGAGGAUGUAUUUGUAAAUAAAACCAAAAUGGCCAACAUUUUUGUGUCUUCAAAAAGAGGUUAUAUAUUCAUCCAAACAGACAAGCCGAUUUAUAAUCCAGGAGAAAACGUCAAAUAUAGAAUCUUCACACUUGACAACUUCAUGCUUCCCAUUGACGAUGAAAUCUAUGUUCAAAUAACUAACUGCAAAGGCUUGAUUGUUCACAAUCAUAUUAUGGUUUCUAAACAAAUCCUGGAAAAAAGCAUCACCAUUCCAGACAUGGAGGUGGCAGGCCACUGGAAAAUCAUUGUGAUGUUUCAAAAAUUCCCUGAAUCUGAAACAACGUUAGAAUUUGAAGUCAAGGAAUACGUUUUGCCCUUAUUUGAGGUUAAGAUUGAGGCACAACAGCCGUAUCAUAUUUUAAGGAGUGAGUCCUUUCCAUUUACCAUCUCUGCAAGAUACACUUAUGGGAAGGGGGUCAACGGCCUGGCAUACAUUAGAUUUGGACUUCUUGAUGAUAAAGGAAACAGGACGUAUCUGCCAGGCACUGAGAAACAGACAGAAGUUGUAAAUGGCAUUGCACAAACAGCAGUACUCACUGAGGAGUUACAGAAGGCAGCAGAAAUGAACAACAUAAACCACAUAGAGAACCAUUAUCUUUACAUUGCAGUUACAGUUUUGGAAAAAGCCAGUGGAAAUCUGGAAGAAGCUGAGAGCUCUUCUGUGAAGAUCGUAAUUUCACCUUAUGUCAUUGAUCUGUCAAAGACCAAGAAAUAUUUCACCCCAGGUGGCAUAUUUUCUAUUGUGGCUACUUCUACUUAUCCAAAUGGCAACAGAGUCCCUUUCCUGACAUUCAAAGCCACUGUUCAAGUGAAAACAGAAGGAUCAGCGGACCAAAUUCUGAAUGAGGAGGGUUUGGGAAAUGACAUGGGAGAUAUAGCCUUGUCGUUUCAAAUACCACCACUGGCCAAAACUUUAUUAAUUGCGGUGUUUGCUGAGGGGAGCGACCAGGAUGUCAUUCGUAGUGAUGCAAAGAUGACUGUCAAUGCAGUUAUGGCUGACAAAGGCAGAUAUCUUAGUUUAGAAGUGGAGCAUCAGAUUCUACAGCCUGGUCAAGAUUUGAAAGUCACGUUGCGGGACAUUACACCACAAAAAGAAGCAAGACCCACUUUCAUUUAUUUGAUGAUUUUAAGUAAGGGCAGAACUUUGCGGGUGGAAAGGGUGCAGAGAACUGAAAACACAAAUGUGAUGGUGCGUUUCAGUGAGGAUCUGGUGCCCGCCUUUCGCCUCAUUGCCUAUUAUUUUACAGAAGAUAAAAAAGUAGUUGCUGAUUCUGUGUGGGUCGAUGUGAAAGAUGUCUGCAAAGGAAAGGUUGAAAUUCUUUCAUUUUCUGAAAUGAAACCUGCAAGCGCGUUUGAUGUGCUGGUUAAAAUGGAUCCAAAUAGUAGAGUGGCUCUCAAUGCAGUGGACUCAGCAGUUUACAUUCUGAACAAGAACAAAUUAAGCCCACAAAAGAUGUUUGAGUACAUGAACUCUUAUGAUCUGGCCUGCUCUGUAGGAGGGGGAGAGGACUCGAGUGCAGUUCUGCAGAGAGCUGGCCUUACUUUCAUUUGUAACUGUGAACUUCCAACCCCAAGAGCCACAGAACAUAAAUGUGUCUCUAAACGGCGCAACAGACGAGACAAUGUUGCAGAAUACAAUGCGCUUGUCAACAGCUACAAGAACCAGGAUAGAAAAUGCUGUUUUGAUGGUAUAAAGCCAAGCAAAAUGCAGAAGACCUGCGAUGAACGUCUGAAAAACGUCGGAGGGUCAGCGAGUUGCCGUGCUGCUUUCGCAAAGUGCUGCAAAGCUGCAGAUGAGAGGAGAAAGAGAGAGAGAUUACAGAGGCGUAAAAGCAGCUUUGGAAGAGCCAUUGAAGACUCACUGGAGGAAACUGUGAUUAAUGUGGACUCUAUCUACCUGCGUAGUUAUUUCCCACAGUCAUGGAUGUGGAUACUCGCCGACUCAGACGAUGCUGGAAAUGUCAGACAUCGUGCUGUUGUUCCUGAUUCCAUAACUACAUGGGAAGUCCAAGCUGUGGGCAUCUCUUCCAGAAAAGGAUUCUGCAUUGCAGAGCCAAAGCCCCUAAGGGUCUUUCAGGACUUUUUUGUGUCUGUUACCCUUCCUUACUCUGUUAAAAGAAACGAACAGCUCCAGGUCAAAGCUGUAGUGUACAAUUACAAGCCAGAGGGUUUAAAGGUAAAAGUGAGGAUGGAUAGAGCAGAGGGUCUGUGUACAGUUGGCGGGAGCGAUGUCGAACAGGAGGUUACGGUUCAAGGUAACUCAGCUUUUGCCGUCUAUUUCACUGUGGUUCCACUGGUUAUUGGAAACAUCCCCAUCACUGUGCUGGCCUACGGCUCGCCCACCGCCCAAGACCGGGUGAAAAAAGAGCUCCGUGUGGAGGAAGAAGGGCAAAUCGUUUCUGUGGACAAGGAGUUUAACAUUAAUCCAAAAAUCAGGAAAUUAGAAAUUGAUAUCCCAAUCCCUGCUGAUAAGAUCCCCAACGGGCAGGACUCCAUCUCUGUUGGAUUUAAAGGUGGGGUGAUGAGCAAGUCAGCAUAUAACUGUCUAAACCUGGAAGGUAUUAACAAACUCAUUAAGCUGCCUAAAGGAUGUGCAGAACAGACUAUGGUAUUGAUGUCUCCUGCUAUUCAUGCCAUAAGAUACCUGGAUGCCACCAACCAAUGGAUAUCACUAGAUGCUGAACGAAGGGAUGAGGCCAAAUCAAUGAUCGAGACUGGCUACCGCACAGUCCUCACCUUUAAAAAACCUAAUGGAUCUUAUGGAGCAUUUCUGUCGACUCCUAGCAGUAUUUGGCUUACUGCAUUUAUUGCCAAAGAGCUGAUGGAGGCCCGGAAAAUUAUCAGUGUGAGCGACUCUUAUAUUAAGGAGGCCAUGUCCUAUCUGAUCUCUAAACAGAAGAACAACGGGGCAUGGGAUGACCCUAAUCCUCUGUAUGACAGAGGAAUGAAGGGAGGAGUUGGAAAGGCAAAAGAUGACGUCCCUUUAACUGCCUUUGUACUUCUAUCAAUGUAUCGCGCCUCAAAAAUGUACGAGCUGGGAACAGACACAGAACUGAGAAUGGCAAUGGAAAAGGCAAAAUCUUAUCUAGAGGAGAAGGUGGAUGUCUUGCAGAGCCCAUAUGCGGUUGCUAUCACAGCUUAUGUUAUGUCCCUCCAAAAACCGUUAACAGAUGAAGCCCAACGUGUCCAGCAACAACUGAAAGCGGCAGCCAACUGUGCCAACUCAAAGUGUUUCUGGAACAUCGAGGGUGGAAAUUCAAAAGGCCAGGCUGAUGCGGAGGCUGUGGAGACCACAGCAUAUGGCCUACUGAAUGCACUGUCUGUCGAUGACAAAGAGAUGGCUAAACAAAUCGCUAACUGGCUAACAGAGCAACGCGGGUAUGGUGGUGGAUUUCGAUCAACACAGGAUACAGUUGUGGCACUUGAGGCUCUUGCGAAAUUCAGCAUGCAGAAAAAUGACGUAGAAGACCUUAAUCUGCGGGUUGAAAUGUGCCUUGAAAAUGGUCAAAAGCAGGACAUCCACUUGACAAGACAAAAUGCGAUUAUCCACGAAGCUGUUCAGAUCAGAAAUUUUGGUAAAAUUACCAUAAAUGUUGCAGGAACAGGACGUGGAACUUUAGGAAUCACGCAGAUAUACAGAUCUAUGAAGAAGGAAGAAUCACACUGUGAUCUUUUACACCUUAGUGUAUCCGUGAAAGGAGAGCUGCAAUAUAGAGAGAAGGACUAUGAACCAAGCUUUGAUGAUUAUUACAAUUAUGAAACUGAUGAAAACCUGCAUAGGGACGAGCCCAUGAGCAGCAUGGAGUGGUUUGAUCUUCGCAGCCGCAAAAAACGUCAAGUUUCCGAAGAACCGCAUAAAGAUGGUAAACUCUCAUACGAAGUGUGUGUUGGGGUGAAAAAUAACAGUUCUGUUGGUAUGGUCAACGUGGACAUCACACUUCUGAGCGGUGUGGUACCAAACAUAGAAGAUCUGGAAGAUAUUAUGAAGGGAACAGAGAAGUAUAUUGAUCGCUAUGAUGUUUACCAAAAUAAAGUCUUUCUAUAUUUUCAAAAGAUCACUGAAGCAAAGACCUGCUUUUCGUUUGGUGCUGAACAGAUUGUUCCCAUGGGCCUCGUCCAACCCGCUCCUGCUGUCAUCUAUGAGUAUUACAGCCCAGCGAAGAGAUGCGGUAUAUUCUACACAGCCCCUCAGAAGAGCUCAAUGAUAUCCAAACUGUGCAAUGGAGAUUUGUGCACAUGUGCAGAAGGUGGCUGUCCAAAGUUGAAGGUGACCUUCAGCAGGAACAUAGAUCAAAACACUCGGAGUGAUUUUGCAUGUUACUCUCCCGUCGUCGAUUACGUUUACGUGAUCAUACUUCUCAACUCAAGCACAGAUGGUGUAUUUACAUACUACACUACAGUAAUAACUGAUGUUCUUCAAACUGGGAGGGACUCUGGCAUCCAAAAGGAUGCUUCACGUCAAAUGGUGCUGCGCUCGGCCUGUGACGAUUUUACACUGAGAAACGAUGCGAGUUAUCUGCUUAUGGGCCAAAAUGAAGACAUCAUUGCUCUGAAUAGCGCAGGAACACAGUUCAGGUAUAUGUUAAACAGUGACAUGUGGAUUGAGGAGAUACCAGAGGAGAAGAAAUGCAGAGGAACCUUGAGUCGCUCCGCCUGCCACCUGCUGAACAAAUUCAUGCAACAACACCCCAUAAAACGCUGUGAUAUUUAAAACAAUAACCAUGAAUGAGAUCAGUAUGUGGGUUGGUAAAUCGUGUGCUUUUAUUUCUAGUGCAUACUGACAUAUAAAGAAAGUUACAGUUGGAUACAUCACAAUCUGGAAUAUUUCCAUUUGGAUUUUAAUCGGGAAUUGUAAUAUUGGUAAUACAGCAGAUUCACUUUAUAUUACAUUACAAUAAUCCUAGAAAUUAUGUCAUUAAAAUAAACAACCAUCUUCUACUGCCCGUAUUAUAAUUUUAUACUCUUUUAGGGCAGUUUUAGAGAUGAUACAAUUCUGAUACAUACAUUUUAGGAUAUACUGUAUUGAUGGCUUAAACAACAUCUGCUUUCCAUCGCUUGUUCGCAUUUGUUCAGAAUAAGUACAGAAGUUUAAUCAGAUUAUAAAUGGUUUAACUCCAAAUAAAAUAUAAAUGCUGA